Anisakis simplex (herring worm) is the source of this 308-nucleotide messenger RNA. Lineage: Eukaryota; Metazoa; Nematoda; Chromadorea; Rhabditida; Anisakidae. The record is from the annotation of a GenBank genome assembly.
ACACGGCAAUGAAGAAUCUGGAGGCGAUGCGAGCGGAUCUGAUGCGCGAUCUGGAGAAGGAACGCGCGCGCGUCGACGCGGUAACGAACGAAUUGGACACGAUCCAAACGAACUUCGAAACGAAAUCCAAGAAUACGGUAGUGAUCGAGACCACACUGCGUGAGAUACGUGAAGAGCGUGAUGAGCUGGUGAAGGAGAAGGAUGACGUCACUCGUCAACUCGGCGAUUUGCGCACGAAGCUAGACGCUGCAACAAAAGAGAAAGACAACGUUAGCAGAGAGGCGCAGAGACAGCAAGAAGAGCUAGAG